Molecule: messenger RNA, 13906 nt
Organism: Oryctolagus cuniculus (rabbit)
Lineage: Eukaryota; Metazoa; Chordata; Mammalia; Lagomorpha; Leporidae
Gene: DIS3
Product: DIS3 exosome endoribonuclease and 3'-5' exoribonuclease
Biological process (GO): rRNA catabolic process; nuclear mRNA surveillance of mRNA 3'-end processing
Cellular component (GO): nuclear exosome (RNase complex); cytoplasmic exosome (RNase complex)
Molecular function (GO): 3'-5'-RNA exonuclease activity; RNA binding; endonuclease activity
Source: RefSeq, a predicted model, not a curated record
CGAGAGGAGGUGUGACUGUCCUGGAGCGGGAAGGGAGGAAGCUCCGGGUGAAAUAGAGUUGUGCGAUAGGGUUCCAAACGUGACGCUGGUUACCGGAAAAGUGCUGCCGGGGUCGCGAUUCUGCACCGCGAGGCAAGAUGCUCAAGUCCAAAACGUUCUUAAAAAAGACCCGGGCGGGCGGUGUGAUGAAAAUCGUGCGCGAGCACUACCUGCGGGAUGACAUUGGCUGCGGCGCUCCCGGCUGCUCGGCGUGCGGCGGCGCGCACGAAGGGCCGGUCUUGGAGCCACAGCCCCAGGACCCGGCCAGCACCCUCUGCCCAAGUCCGCACUAUUUGCUGCCGGACACCAACGUGUUGCUGCACCAGAUUGAUGUUCUCGAAGAUCCGGCCAUCAGGAAUGUGAUUGUGCUGCAAACAGUUCUCCAAGAAGUGAGAAAUCGGAGCGCCCCUGUGUAUAAACGAAUCCGAGAUGUGACGAAUAACCAAGAGAAGCAUUUCUAUACGUUUACUAACGAGCACCAUAGGGAAACCUAUGUGGAACAAGAACAGGGAGAAAAUGCGAAUGACAGGAAUGAUAGAGCCAUUCGAGUAGCAGCAAAAUGGUAUAAUGAACAUUUAAAGAAAUUGUCAGCAGAGAAUCAGCCACAAGUUAUCUUCAUAACAAAUGACAGGAAAAACAAAGAGAAAGCUGUAGAAGAAGGGAUACCAGCUUUCACUUGUGAAGAAUAUAUUAAGAGCUUAACUGCUAACCCUGAACUCAUAGAUCGUCUUGCUUGUUUGUCUGAAGAAGGGAAUGAAAUAGAAAGUGGGAAAAUAAUAUUUUCCGAGCAUCUUCCCUUAAGUAAGUUACAACAAGGUAUAAAAUCUGGUAUUUACCUUCAAGGAACCUUUAGAGCCAGCAGGGAAAAUUACUUAGAAGCUACAGUAUGGAUUCAUGGAGACACGGAAGAAAAUAAAGAGAUAAUAUUGCAAGGACUUAAACAUUUAAACCGAGCGAUUCAUGAAGAUAUUGUGGCUGUGGAGCUUUUCCCCAAGAGUCAGUGGGUGGCACCAUCUUCUGUGGUUUUGCAUGAUGAAGGUCAAAAUGAAGAUGAUAUGGAGAAAGAAGAGGAGAAAGAGCGCAUGCUGAAAACUACUGUCAAUGAAAAAAUGUUAAAGCCUACAGGUAGAGUUGUAGGAAUAAUAAAAAGGAAUUGGAGACCAUAUUGUGGCAUGCUUUCCAAGUCCGGCAUCAAGGAGUCCAGAAGACAUCUCUUUACGCCUGCUGAUAGAAGAAUCCCUCGAAUUCGGAUAGAAACCAGACAGGCUUCUACAUUAGAAGGACGGAGAAUAAUUGUUGCUAUUGAUGGUUGGCCCAGAAAUUCCAGAUAUCCAAAUGGACACUUCGUAAAAAACUUAGGCGAUGUUGGAGAGAAAGAGACUGAAACAGAAGUUCUGUUACUUGAGCAUGAUGUUCCCCAUCAGCCCUUUUCCCAGGCUGUACUCAGCUUUCUGCCAAAGAUGCCCUGGAGCAUUACUGAAAAGGACAUGAAACACCGAGUAGACCUGCGACAUCUCUGUGUUUGUAGUGUGGACCCGCCAGGAUGUACAGAUAUAGAUGAUGCCUUGCAUUGCAGAGAACUGGAAAAUGGAAAUUUGGAGGUUGGGGUUCAUAUUGCUGAUGUUAGCCAUUUUAUCAGACCAGGAAAUGCCUUGGAUCAAGAAUCAGCCAGAAGAGGAACAACUGUGUACCUUUGUGAAAAGAGGAUUGACAUGGUUCCAGAGUUGCUUAGCUCUAACUUAUGUUCCUUAAGAUGUGAUGUUGACAGGCUGGCAUUUUCAUGUAUUUGGGAAAUGAAUCACAAUGCCGAAAUCUUAAGAACAAAAUUUACCAAAAGUGUCAUUAACUCCAAGGCUUCUCUUACAUAUGCUGAAGCUCAGAUGAGAAUUGAUUCAGCAACCAUGAAUGAUGAUAUCACCACUAGUCUUCGUGGACUAAAUAAGCUAGCUAAAAUUCUGAAAAGAAGAAGAAUUGAAAAUGGGGCUUUGACUCUUUCUUCUCCAGAAGUUCGAUUCCACAUGGACAGUGAAACUCAUGAUCCUAUAGAUCUGCAGACCAAGGAACUUAGAGAAACAAAUUCCAUGGUGGAAGAAUUUAUGUUACUUGCCAAUAUCUCUGUUGCCAAAAAAAUUCAUGAAGAGUUUUCAGAACAUGCUCUGCUCCGAAAACAUCCUGCUCCACCUCCAUCAAAUUAUGAAAUUCUUGUUAAGGCAGCUAAGUCCAAGAAUUUGGAAAUUAACACUGAUACUGCCAAGUCUUUGGCUGACUCUUUGGACCGGGCUGAGUCUCCUGUUUUCCCGUAUCUAAACACUCUGUUAAGAAUAUUAGCCACCCGCUGCAUGAUGCAAGCUGUGUAUUUCUGUUCUGGAAUGGAUAAUGACUUUCAUCACUAUGGCUUAGCAUCGCCAAUAUACACACAUUUUACUUCACCCAUCCGAAGAUAUGCGGAUAUCAUUGUUCAUCGGCUGUUGGCUGUGGCUAUUGGAGCUGACUGUACUUAUCCAGAGUUGACAGACAAACACAAACUUGCAGAUAUUUGUAAAAAUUUGAAUUACCGGCACAAAAUGGCUCAGUAUGCCCAACGUGCAUCAGUGGCAUUUCACACCCAGUUAUUUUUCAAAAGCAAAGGAAUAGUAAGCGAAGAAGCCUAUAUUCUAUUUGUAAGAAAGAAUGCCAUCGUGGUGUUAAUUCCAAAAUAUGGUUUAGAAGGUACAGUCUUUUUUGAAGAAAAGGAUAAACCAAAGCCACGGCUUAUUUACGAUGAUGAGAUACCUUCACUUAAAAUAGAAGAUACAGUGUUCCAUGUGUUUGAUAAAGUCAAAGUGAAAAUUAUGUUAGAUUCAUCUAAUCUUCAGCAUCAGAAAAUCCGAAUGGCCCUGGUGGAACCUCAGAUACCAGGGAUAAGCGUUCCUAUGGAUAUUUCAAAUAUGGAUUCUGAACCAGGGAAAAAGAAGAGGAAGCUUGAAAAAUAGCUACAUUCGAGAAAAAUUUUCAAAAACUGGUUUAAAAAAAAUCUUGAGAGACCACUUCUAAGCCUAAGUGUGUGUGAUAGUUUGUUACUUUUAAGUAUAUUUUAAUAAUUUUAGAAAUUUGCAUUUUUAUUGAACUGUUGACUGUCUUUAUCAUACCACUUUGUUUCCAGAUUGAACAGAACUAUUUAUGCGAAAAAUUCAGUUGAUUAUCCAUCACUUAGUGACAGGAUGAGCAACGUCAGGGAUCUGUACAGAUCAUUGAAAUGGAGCACUCAUCUGCUCAUUGAAGGGCAGAUUAAUGUUACAUAACCACUUCAAUAUUGGUAGGAAAAAACCCCAUCAUUUUCCUAACACAGGAAAAUGAGCAUUUGAGAAGGAACAAUCUUUCCAAAUCUUGAAAGCCAUCAGUGUUUGGUAUUUAAUCUUUUUUGCCAUCUUUAAUUUACCUAACUUACAUUAAGUAUUCCCUCUACUGUUUUUUAAGUGGUCCUUGCACAGCUAUGUUUAGCAAUUGGUAGGAAACCAAGAUAAAAACAGGAUAAUGAGAGCUGACUUGGAAAAUACUUUUUUUAUUACCAGGUAGUAAGUGUGAUUAUAUUCCUUGACUUUCAGCUCUAAUCUCUCCCCAGGAUAGGGAAUCAGCUCAGAGAAAUACAGAUGGUAAAUGUCUACAUCUUUUUAUCUUGUAAAAACAUAAUGGGUUUUAAAUUCCAUUUGUAUCAGAUUAUAUAGGAGAGGAGGAAUUGUAUAAGAACAUAAUAAAAGGAACAGAUUUAAAUUAGUUUUAUAAUUUGGUGUGUCAGAUUGACUACUUUCCUAUUAACCAUAGAGAUUACCAAUGACUAAAUGUGUUUUCAGUAUUUUGAGAUACAGUUUCUUAAAACCUUUGACUUGUUAAAAAUUUUUAUUUGAAAGAGUGACAGAGAGAGGGACAGAAUUUCCAUCCUCUAGUUCACUCCCUCAGUGGCCACAAGGGUUGGGACUAGGCCAGGCCAAAGCCAGGAAUUCUGAGUCUCCUAUGUCGGUGGCAGGGUUCCAAGUCCUUGGGUCAUCUUCUGUUGCCCUCGCAAGCGCAUUAGCAGGGAGCUGACUGGAAGUGGAAUAGCUGGAACUCGAACAGGUAGUCUGAUACGGGAUGCCGGUGUUGCAGGCAGUGGCUUAACCCUGCCGUCUGCAAUGUCAGCCCCAAGACCUUUGACUUGGCUUUUCAAUUCCUAAAGCAUUUGAUGGUGUUAUCAGGUCAAUCAUCAGUCAAGUAAACUCUCCCUUCAAAGAGCUUGCAGUAUGAGAAAAGACUGGCAGACAAAUCAGUGGUAUCCUAAGUGACUACAAUUAACAAUAUUUACAAUUAUUUAGGCAUUCAGUAAUGGUUGAGUGUUCCCAGUUUUCUGUUAUUGAAGGAAACAUCCAUGCACUGAGGCAGAACUCAUUUUAACUGAAGGGAAACAGCCUGAAGUAGUUUUUGAUCCAAGUAAAGUGGGGACAAUGACUAACAUACUCAAGCAAUAUGGGGUACUUACUUCUGCCGUAGCUGUAGUGAGUGAAGCAGCCAGACAGUAUGUAAACAAGUGAGCAUGGCUACACUCCGAUAUCUUUCUCAAUAGAUAUGGAUAUAAGUUUCAAAUAAUUAUCCUGCAUCAAGCAAGUUAGUAGGGAGCUGGGUCAGAAGCAGAGCAGCCUUGACCUAGACUGGCUGCUCCACUACGGGGUGCUGGCAUUGCAGUCACUGCACCACAAAUGCUAGCCCCAUGAUUUUUUUUUUUUUUUUUUUUGACAGGCAGAGUGGACAGUGAGAGAGAGAGACAGAGAGAAAGGUCCUCCUUUGCCGUUGGUUCACCCUCCAAUGGCUGGCAAGCUGCGGCCUGCGCACCGCGCCGAUCCGAUGGCAGGAGCCAGGUGCUUCUCCUGGUCUCCCAUGGGGUGCAGGGCCCAAGCACCUGGGCCAUCCUCCACCGCACUCCCUGGCCACAGCAGAGAGCGGGCCUGGAAGAGGGUCAACCGGGACUAGAACCCGGUGUGCUGGCGCCGCAAGGCGGAGGAUUAGCCUAGUGAGCCGCGGCGCUGGCCCCCAUGAUCCUCUUUUUAAUAUCAAAAAUAAUGAAGUUUAUGGCUCAUAAAGUAAUGAGAGUGGAGAGGAAUUUUAAAUGCUGAUUAAAAUAACUGCUUCAUUCAUUCUUGACUUGUGCUAGUAAAAAAUGAUAGCCAGGGAAGCUCUUAUCCUUAUCACCUAGAGCUCCUCUUUGAUUUGUAGCAGUUGUAUUUUUCUUUUUUUUAAAUUGUAUAUAAUUGGCCGGCGCCGCGGCUCAAUAGGUUAAUCCUCCACCUAGCGGCGCCGGCACACCAGGUUCUAGUCCCGGUCGGGGCACCGGAUUCUGUCCCGGUUGCCCCUCUUCCAGGCCAGCCCUCUGCUGUGGCCAGGGAGUGCAGUGGAGGAUGGCCCAGGUGCUUGGGUCCUGCACCCCAUGGGAGACCAGGAAAAGCACCUGGCUCCUGGCUCCUGCCAUCGGAUCAGCGCGGUGCGCCGGCUGCAGCGCACUGGCCGCGGCGGCCAUUGGAGGGUGAACCAACGGCAAAGGAAGACCUUUCUCUCUGUCUCUCUCUCUCACUGUCCACUCUGCCUGUCAAAAAUAAAAAAAUAAUAAAUAAAAAAUAAAUAAAUAAAUUGUAUAUAAUUUAAGAGGCAGAGUUACAGAGAGAGGCAGAGACAGAAAUGUCUUCCAUCUAGUAGUUCACUUCCCAAAUGGCUGCAAUGGCUGGAGCUGGGCCAAUUUGAAGCCAAGAGCCUGGAGCUUUUUCCAGGCCUCCCCCGUGGGUGCAGGGGCCCAAGCACUUGGGCCAUCUUCCACUGCUUUCCCAAGUGCAUCAGCAGGGAGCUGGAUCGGAAGUGGAGCAGCCAGGACACAAACUGGCACCAAUAUGGGAUGCCGGCACUGUAGGUAGAGGUUUAGCUGUCUAUGCACAGUGCCAGCCUUGCAGCAGUUGUUUUUAUGUGAAUUUAUUAUUCACUCAACACCCUAUGUAACUAAAGACUCAGCUUCCUAAUAUGGUUAAUGGGUGGCUGAAGAUGAGCUAGGUAUACAAGAAGGAAUCUGUAGGCUUCCUAGGUACAAGAUAAGGAUGAAAAAGACACACUGAUAAUGUUUGUCUUUAUUUCCUCAGGCUACACAUAAAUCAUUCCUUUUUUGGGAGAUGAUUAGUACAUAUGUAUGUUAUCCAAUGAUACUUCCCAACAUUAUAUCCAUCUGCUCCCAACACUGAUUUAAGUUUUUCAAAACUAGUUGUAUGUGACUCACAUACCUGCCUUACUUCAUGCAUCUGAGCCCUACUGGAACUCUGCUCUCCCAGUAGCCAGUUUUUCUCUGGGUUCUCCCAUGUUCUUUCCUCUGCCUAGCUGGGUCUGAGCUAGAAAGGUUACCCCACUCAAGGGAUGGAGGUAUUUAUUUUACAAAGCACACAGUGCCCCUUUGUAACACAUUUUUACCUGUUAUCAGAACCACUGCUAAAUCCAGUGCUGUUGAGGCUUCAUAAGCAGUGUAUUGAUCCUGUAGAACAGGAGCCAGUCAGCAGCUCUGUUAGUUUUCUAGCAUUAAACAUGUCACUCAAGGUAAGUACAAAAAUAUUUAUUAAUAAAAAAUAUACUUGUAGUUCAGCAACUUAAGGUUCCAGGAGUUGCUAAUAUGUUAACCAGAUUAAGCCCUUCAUUUUUCACAUUAAGGAGGGAGAGCAAAAUCUCAGCAUGUUACUUGAAGUAGUUUCUUCCCAGGCACCAUCACAUUUUUGAUUUUGUGUAUGAAAUAUGGAAGGAGCUGCGCAGUGAGUCUUUGUUUCUGACAGAGGUAUUCUAUGGGCUGCCGCAUGGAGAGGGACUUGCUGUUUUCAUCCAACACCUCUGUGUUGUGUGGUCUUGCUGUGAAGAAAGAAGGAAAUGCCUUGUUUUUAAAUAGCAUCAUUCAAGGAUGCAACUACUAUGGGAACUAUUUUUAAAACUUGAAAUGAAAUUUCUUACUAAAGAUACAGAAAGAAUUCUUCCUGUGUCUUAAUGCCGACUAUCAUAAUCAACUUUGUUCAAGUUGAUCUUGAAAAAGAGAUCUGUUCUUACAUUAAAACAGAAUUGCAAAAUGGAAGAAAGGAAAAAUAAUUUCAUUUAGAGUUGUGGUCAUUUAUACAUUUGCUACUGUUUCUAGCGUUUAUUAAUAAAUUGGCAUAUAAAAUCAAAGAAUGUCUUGAGAAGUGCCUAAAAGUACGAUGGGUUUCUUCAAGUAUAAAUAGAUAGUAGUAAUCACUAAUCACCAUACCUAGAAGGCUGAGUAAAUGUCCUGUACAAACACAUUGUAAGUUACUUGUGUGUUCUUUCAUUCAGAGCAAAUAAUGUUCAAAGGCUACUGAAUCUAAGAAAACAGCCCUUUUUGUGUUUUUAAUUAACGUGAAGUCUGAAUUGUAGUAUUUCUCAGAAUCUAAAUUUUUAUAUGCUUAGCUUCCAGAUAUCUGCAAUAUUUCACAGACAGCAAAAUCAACAUUAGGGGCAAAAGACUGACUCCCAUAUUCCUUUGUAAGGAACUGAUGUCAAGCACCCUUCCAAAACUGAACUGGUCCUCCCUCUCCUACAACCUCUUCUCUUACCUUCUCCCAUAGUGAAAGAGCUAGAAAAGUGAAGUGUGUACAUUUUUAAAAACCAGCUUUUGCCACUGUUAAAUAAGCAGGACAUAAACAUACUUAACUUGAAACAGAGUGGAGGGAAAAUAGAUUAUAAAAAGUUGGAGUUAGUAAAUACUUUUCAUCUAUAAACUAUUUUAAGCUAUUUGUAUUUUCUGCAUACCUUUGUAUUAAAAACUUGAGGUUUGUUUUCAAUUUCAAAGGAUUGCACAUCACUUUCUGCUCCAACUGCAUCCAUGAGAUUGCUUCCACAAGUGUGCGUAUUAUAGCCGCUAUCCAUCUGACAUGAGGAAGAGGAAAAGAGAAAAAAACCCUAAGGAUUAAAAUGGCAAACUCUAGUUCACUUAUCAAUAACCCAUAAAAUACAUUGUGAGAACUCAGAAGUUAAAUAGUUGAGUGAAUAACUAUAUAGUGUCAUUUACUGCAUUUGAAAAGUAAUAUGUAAUAUGGAUCACAAUAAAAUUUUUAAAAAACAUAAAAGGUAGUUCUGUACAGAACUGAUGAUUUUUCAGUGUAACUUCAUAAUUCCUUCCAGUGAAAUAUAUCUUGUAAUUCCCUUUAGAAUCAAUUAACAAGCCAUUGAAAACAUGUUUUCUUUCCUGUUACUCUGUGAUCAUACCCAGUAGAAGAAAAUGAGUGUUAUGAUCAAUUUUACCCUCUAACUCAUUUUCCCAGUUUGUCUCUAAAUGGCUUAGUUGUAACUCUAAAUUUUACCUAAGAGGUAUGCUGCCUUUAAAAGUAUUCAAAAUAACACACAUUCUUAAAUGUGGGUUACAUCACACCCAGUUGUUCAUAAUCGUGCCACAAGUAUAAUGAAUGGCUCUACAUUGAUAGUUCAGGUUUUUAAGGUAACAAAAAUUCUAGCAUUCUAAGACACACUGUUCUAAUCCAUAAGAGCAAAAUAAAGAUUCUAACAAACUUCCAGUUGUGCAUGUCAAGUAGUCCCCUUUUAUCUGCAGGGGAUAUGUGAAACCUCCCAGUGAAUUCCUGACAUAUAUAAUAUCUGGAUGCUUAUAUAUACUAUUUUUCAUAUAUAUAUUCACAUUACAAAUGUGAAAACAUGCAAAAGUUAAGGUAUAUUUUUCAUGAGCCCCUUUUAUGUAUAUAACUUUUAUUAAUUAAAUAUAACUUUUAAUUUACAAAUUAGGCACAAUGAGAGACUAUCUUGACAUUUAUAACACCUUUCACCUGAUCCUUUGCAAAAUUAGGAUCAGAGGGAAGACUGACCAUGAACUUUUACUAUUCUCACCAACACAGAAUAGCCUAGAAGGUAAACUCUGCCACCCGUAACUAAGAAAAAUGUGCCAGUUUUUUUGGAUAUAUGCAUAUCUGCUCACCACUAGGAGUCAUGUGCCAUUAGUAUGAAAGUCUUGUGACAUACAGAAUUUAACAUCAGUCAUAUCUCAGGAAACACCUUGUCUGUAUCAGUAGAUAUUUGAUCAAAAAUAUAAAUAACAGAUAGCUUCCAAAGAAUCUGCUAAUUACUCUUCUAAUAUUUAUCACUGCCAGCUAAGUGGCUCCUAACUCACUGCUAAUACUUGACAUUACAUCAGGAGAAAGGUUGAAUCUGUCAGGCUCUGGGAAGAGCAGUAUCAAUGGGAGACCUGUUAAGAUGGUAGCAGAUGGGGCUGGCAUCUCAAAUCAAGUGCUGAUUCAAGUCCCGGCUGAUCCAGCUUCCUGUAAAUGUACCUCAGAAGGAAGCAGAUGGCUUAAGUGGCUGGGACCCUGCCACCAACAUUGGAGAUGUGGACAGAGUUCCUGGCUACUGGCUUCUGACUGGCACAAGCCCAGCUGUUGAGGCCAUUUGGGGAGUCAGCAGAUAGAAGAUCUGUUUCACUGUCUCUCAUCUAGACAAUUACUCAUGUCACUGCCCACUGUGUACCAACUAGGCAACACAGAUCAUCAUACUCUCUGCAGAUGUAGUGGUACUCAUCAGUUCCAUUUUAUAGCUGGGGAGGAGGGAGAAGAUGCUAAAAAAAAUCAUGAAAAAGUCAUGCCCUCGUCACUAUCAGGGUAUCUUGCCUUAAGAUCCCACAGCUUGGGAUUAAAAGAACUUGUCGCUCCCCCAUUCGUGGAGGAACGACACAGGACCCUGCGCUGUUCUUUUGUCUGCUCGGCCCUUCCCGGGUUUGCUGUUGGUCCUUCCCGGGUUGGCUGCCGACCCCUCCACCUCCGUGGAGGGGCGGCUCCCCCUGCCACUUUCCCCACUUCCACGGGGCAGUGGCACACCGCCGGCCGGCUCUCUUGGGGGCUGCUCAGAUGUUAUCCAGAUGUUCCUGGUGCAUGUUGUCUCUCUCCUCCUUUAUAGUCCUCUUCCACCAAUCCCAACUCUGCUACCCGCACGCCAAGCACGCUGCUCUCCUCCAAUCAGGAGCAGGAUCAGCUCCUGCAGCUUAUCAGUCAAGUUGGUGAGAGGCAGUUGUGUAGAAGUUGUUUACUCCCUUUCAGCGCCAUAUUGUGGGAGAGCAGAUGCAUAGAAUAAAUCCCAAUUCCAGUAACUUAGUCUAGUCCGAGUUGCUCCCCACAGAACUCAAAUUCAAACUUAACUCUAAUUGCCCAGUUUCUGUUCUUCCAACUGAGGGUGUCUCUCUGUUGUCAUCCUACACACACCACAUAAACCAGAUGCCACCGUCUUCUGAAAACUUUAAAAGGUUUGCAAUAGGCAACAGUUGUGUCUUACAAAGGCAUUUUUGAUAUAUGGCCUCCAUGUCAGCCCACCCUCAUUCUCAGUCCCCCUUGCUGGCUACCAUUCAGAGGUCUCCCCUUAGAAUCUACUGAUUGAAAACCAACAGUGUUCAGGGACUGUUUACUCAGGCUAUGAUCAUAUUAUUAUCCUUAAUCCUGUUUUCCUAUCUCCAGUUUAAAGAGCUAACAAGCUGAAACAAGUUGCCACUUCUUGAUAUUUAUAAAAGGGACAGAGCUGGGCUGUAAGCUGAAACCUGCCAUUAUGCUCCCAGCAACCCGUGUUCUCUAUCUACUGCUAUGCUGCUGGUUUCCAGGGCUCUAGAUUCUACCCUAAACUGCAUGCCUCAAUCCCCUCAUCUAUAAAAUGGAUCACAGAUAAAGAUAGCUACUCCAUUUGUAAGCUAUCAUGGUGAUUAGACUCAGUGCAAAAUGCUUUGCAGACUAUAGUACUUGAACUCAUAAUUGAUACUUUUUAAAGAUUAAUUUCUUUAUUUAAAAGGCAUAGUUACACACACACACACACAAAUAGGAAACAAAAAAGAAAGGCAGAAUUACAGAGAAGAGAGAUCUUCCAUUUGCAGGUUCUAUCCCUAAAUGGUCCCAACAGCUGAAGCCAGGAUCCAGGAACUCUAUUAGGAUCUCCCAUGCGGGUGCAAGGGGCCCAAGUACUUGGGCCAUCUUCUGCUUUCCCAGGGCAUUAACGGGGAGCUAGAUUGCAAGUGGAGCAGCUGGGACUCCACAUGGGAUGCUGGUGUCACAGGUGGUGGCUUAACCCAUUGCCCACAGAUACCUCGUAUUAACAACUAUCCUGCCAAUCUUAACUAUUUAAAAAUCCUCUCCCUCUCUUCCUCAUUUAAAUAUACUGUUUCUAAGUAAAAAGCAAAUUACAAAAUGAUCUUGGACUUGUUAUUCUCCUCAGUUAUUGUCUUUCCCCUCACAAGUAACCUUCUUCAGAGAGCUUUAUUUCAUUAAUUCACCUCCAUUUGCUUUGUAUCUCCUUACCUCAAGCCUGUUCAGUUACCAGUUCCUUCUAUUAUUAAUGCAACAGCCAUGUUUCAAGCUCUCUAUUCCUUGCUCCUAUUUGGCCAGUACUAACCCUUCUUUCCUGUGUGAGAUGCUCCAAGACACCAUGCUUUCCUAGAGUCUUUUCCUCCUCUUUGGUUGGUUGGUCUCAGUCUCCUUCAAGAGCUCUGCGUCCAUUAUCCAACCCCUGAAUGUUUCCUCAGGGCUCCAAAUCUUGACCCACUUGUUCUCACUAUAUACAGUCCAUCUGGUUGAAUCUACCUAUGUAUUCAUUAUACAAAUAUUUAAUGAGUAGCUAUUAUUUACCAGGGCUUUUUUUAAAAUAUAAAUAAGCAUUGGGGAUAAAGAAAAACAUACCUGAUUGCUGGAUUAAUAGUCUGGAAAGAACACCAAAUGCUCUUGGAGUUAUGAGAGCAUUUAAUGAGGUCUAGCCUGGCUAGUGCGAUCAGGGAAGCCUUCAGGGAAUAUGUGAACAGGUGAGGUGGGAUAGAAAGAGAUUCUACACAGUCUGUGCAAAGGCCCUUUGCCAGGAGGAAAUACAGCAAUUCAAAACUCUCGAAGGCCAGUGGGACUGAAACAAAGAAAAUGAGGUGAAACAAGUUGAAGACGGAGAGUAGGGGAAGGGCUAGACCAUGCAAAGCCUUGCUUGGACACCCACAUCUCAUAUCACACUGCCAGUUUGAGUCCCAGCACCUCUGCUUCCAAUCUAGCUUCCUGCUAAUGCUUCCCAGGAGGCAGCAGAUGAUGGCCCAAGUGCUUGGGCCUCUGCCCUCCAAGGAAGAGACCCAGAUGGAGUUCAUGGCUCCUGCUUUGGCCUGGUCCAACACUGGCUAUCAUGGGUUUGGGGGAGUGAACCAGCGGCUCUGCCUUUUGAAAGAUGAACAUACAUAACACAAUGAUGGGUAUAUGUAAACUUGAGAAAAUCUCCCAAAAAAUUAGAAAAGGAAAAUAAAAAAAAUGCAUAGACAUAGUAAAGAAAACUAGAGAAUCUAAAGGUGUUUCACAGAAUAAAAAUUACAAGAGAGAAAUAUUGAGAUUUUAUUCAAUAAAAGGUCCAAGAAGUAGAGAGUGAAAGUCUAUAGACCAUUAGGGCAUUCUGUGUGCUUGGUACAAAGGAUGACAAGAAACCUACACCAGGGCUGGUGCUGUGGCAUAGCAGGUAAGGCCGCUGCCUACAGUGCCAGCACCAGUUUGAGUCCCAGCUGCUUCACUUCCAGUCCAGCUCUCUGCUAUGGCCUGGGAAAGCAGUGGAAGAUGGUCCAAGUCCUUGGGCCCCUGCACCUACGUGAGAGACCCAGAGGAAGCUCCUGGCUCAUGGCUUCGGAUUGGCUCAGCUCUGGCCAUUGCAGCUAUUUGGGGAGUGAACCAGCGGAUGGAAGACCUGUCACCUGCCUGUCUCUCUGCCUCUGCCUCUCUGUAACUCUUUCAAAAAAAGAACACCAGAGAACACCCCUGAAAUUUCAGAAAUCUGUGGAAAAAUAGAGUCUACGCAUAUCCAGAGAGGAAAAAAGAGACCAUGAGCAGAUUUAGCACUGGCAUAGUUCCAGAUCUCCCAAGAAUAAUACUGCAAUAAAAUGAAGCAACACCUCAACUAUACAAGGCAAUUAUUUCUAAAUUCUCACAUGUAAGAAAAAAGGAAUAUAUCAGACCUGCAGUGUCUUAAAAAUGUUUCUUCUUCAAAAAGCCUUAAGAACAAUGUGUUCUUAUAAAAUGAGAAGUAAACCAGGAAAAAGAAAAAGGCCCAGAAAACAAGAUACAGAACACAGGAGAGGUUUGUGGCACACUCCAAGGUGAUGAUGAAGGGGAUCAACCCACAGUGAUUCCCAGAACUCAAAAGGUUCUGGGAAACUAUGGCUGCGUGUGCAUGCUUUAAAGCUAACUAACUGGUAGAAAAAAAUCCAUGAGAACAUUUUUAGCCUACAAAUAGUUGUGCAAAAAGCAAGCAUUAUGAUGUGAGGGCCAAAUUAAAACAGACUACUAUGUAGAUAUCACAGCUAAAACUAUAUUUUAAAAGGAAGAGCUUUGCAAUGGUAAGGGAAAGACAAAAACAAAAUGGAAUACUCUUGCAGUUAUGCAAACACAGACUGGAUGACAACUUAAUGGAGACUGCAAUUAUAGAAUACGGACUUCCAAGGGGUAGUUGGAUUUGAUUAUUAAGGUGUAUUUCAACAGAAGUGCUUUGUAAUUUCUAUGACUAUAUGUGCUUUUCCUACUUGGGAAACAACCUUAAAAGCUAAAAUUUAUAAAUGUGAUUUUGUGUGUGCAUCCAAGGAAUACAGAAUUCAGAACAGGUAAUAGAGGCAUAAAAAUAUGAGCAAAAGCUUGUAUUUAAUUUUCAGUCAUUUAGAAUCCUUACAAGAGUUUUGAACUUUUGCAAGCCAAACUCAACAACACUAAAGCAUUACAGGUUUUUGUGAGAAUUAAAUGAACUUACUUAUCUGUACAAAAAAAGUGGUUAGAAAAAUGCCUGGCAUGGAAAGCCAAGACACUCUGGGGGAAAAAAAAAAAAAAAAAAAAAGAAGACCUAAAUGAAA